AUGGAGGCCUCAUCACCGUUAGCUGCCAUUCGGCAGAGCUCUUUCAUGCCAUCUUGGGGCAUGGGCGGCGACCUGUACACAUCCCACCCCCACGCACACCUAUCUAAUAGCGGAUUUGGCCCGGGGGCCUUCAACUUCCGUGAUCUCAGCAUGAAGCGGUCGAGCAGCUCCUACUCGGGCAAGUCAGACUACUUCCAGAUCAAGCCUGUUCGUGGAUCGUCCCCCACAGCCAGUCUGGCGGCAGACCUAUCCCAGAACUUUCACAUCGACAUGAGUCCUCAACUACCGACCCCCCGCAGAUCCCUCUUUACAUCUAAUCUUUUUGGUACCAUUGAUGGACGGGAAAGUGUCACGACUCCUCCCCUGCCCUCGUCUUCCCCGGCGGGACUCAACGAAAGAAUGGACAUCUCGCCCUUGCCGCACAAGCAGCCAUACUUCGCCCAGAUUGACAUGCGAUCACCGACUCCAGGCCACACCAACGAAGUUAUGCUGGCUUCCUCGCCUCCCCGUCCAGAGUUCUUGAACGCCCCGAGACCAACCGCACUUGAGCGAAAGAAGUCUCUCCUUGUUCGACCCUCCCUGAUCAGAGCAAAAGGCCACUCGACAGGCUGCGUCCCUCGCAAACCUGAGAGCCACCUGCCCCCCUUCCGCUUUGGUGCUGGAAGCAGCAAGUUGUCGACCUCGACUUCAAUGUCCCUCGGAGAGUGCUUUAUGGAAUCUCCCCCGCAAGAACGAAGACCACAGUCGGCUAACACUCCUUCGGUAUCGAACAUGGGACCUCCUCGUUUGAGCAAACCUUUCGGCAGCAUGAAUGGGCUUUCGAUUCGAAACGGCUCCCCUAUCGGCAAUCACUCUAGAAGACCUUCCAACCCGUUAAUUCGGCCGAGGAAGCAAUUCCGUCGAUCGUUGAGCAUGUUUGAGCACCCAGGAGAUGUGAUGAAGGCCAAGAAGGAUGAGCUUCCCUCGAGCAACCUGCACACCGUGAUGGAUGUCGACGAGCUGCAUCAACCGGCUUUGCCACAUUUCUUUCAAGAGGGUCAGCCAGAUAGCAUUCCUCGGAUCACCAAGGAGACGCUGCUGGAGGUCUUGGAUGGGAGCUUCGACAGCAGCUUCGAUCAACGUAUGAUCGUGGACUGCCGCUUCGAGUACGAGUUCGAGGGGGGACACAUUGACGGUGCGGUCAACUACAACGAUAAGGAACUCCUUACCAGCCAGCUUUUCGAGCAAGCCCUCCCGGGCAAAACUUUACUUAUCUUCCACUGCGAGUACUCUGCUCACCGAGCUCCCAUCAUGGCGCGUCACGUGAGGAAACAGGAUCGCUCUACUAAUGCCGAACACUACCCCAAACUCACCUACCCUGAAGUGUACAUCCUUGAUGGUGGAUACAGUACUUUUUUUUCAUCACACGCAAGCCGAUGCUUCCCGCAGAACUACGUGGAGAUGGACGCCAAGGAGCACGCGUACACCUGCGAGCGGGAAAUGGGCAGACUGCGCCAGAACAGAACCAAGUUGGGACGAGCACAGACAUUUGCUUUUGGACAACAGAUAGACGACAGCCCGACUGCUCCGAAUCGAUCCCGGAACAACGCCGGUGGAGACCUGACCAUGUCAGGAAUGAGUUCAUCCCCGAGUAUGUUUGACUCUCCCUGCAUGCUGAGCCACGAUCGGAGCCAUUCGCGACGCAUGGUAUCAUACUAA
Molecule: messenger RNA, 1698 nt
Organism: Drepanopeziza brunnea f. sp. 'multigermtubi' MB_m1
Lineage: Eukaryota; Fungi; Ascomycota; Leotiomycetes; Helotiales; Drepanopezizaceae
Biological process (GO): G2/M transition of mitotic cell cycle; positive regulation of G2/MI transition of meiotic cell cycle; protein dephosphorylation
Cellular component (GO): cytoplasm; nucleus
Molecular function (GO): protein tyrosine phosphatase activity
Source: RefSeq, a predicted model, not a curated record